Molecule: messenger RNA, 1252 nt
Organism: Arabidopsis lyrata subsp. lyrata
Lineage: Eukaryota; Viridiplantae; Streptophyta; Magnoliopsida; Brassicales; Brassicaceae
Exons: 2
Coding region: 93-638 (181 amino acids)
Source: RefSeq, a predicted model, not a curated record
AACUUCUUCACCCUUCUCCGUUUCCAUUUAAAAGAAAAAACUGUAACUUUAUUCUGGGUUUGGUUGGAUUCGUCCACAAGCGAGGAAAAGACAUGGAAUCUGACGAGGAUACUCAAGGCCUAAUUGAGUAUCGGCCGGGUUUAAAUCCAAACAGGGGAGAGAGGGACAGUGGCGAGAACAUAACAAUUGUUCCAGAAUUUCUCCCUGAACGACUAUUUGCAACAGAUCGCUACCCUGUAAAAGGACGAAUAAACUCGUACUCGAAACCAGAGUAUUUGCUCGACAUUGUAGAUGUUUUGGAGGGUACUAAGGAAUUGCAAUACCUACAAGAUUGUCCAUUGGGUUCUCUGUUUGAAUUGCCAAUUAGGAAAUGUUCACUGUCGGGAAAACUGGUCCACAACAUUUUAUGCCGUUCGCUUGUUACAGCCAAGGAACAUGAGUUAUGGUUCGUUUUCGGUGGACAUCCGUUUCGUUUCUCACUCAGAGAGUUUGCUCUCGUAACGGGACUUCCUUGCUUUCCAUAUCCAGCAGCAAAAGACAUUCAAAAGGCGCAAAAUUCAAGUGGUAAUUCAGAGCCGUUUUGGAAGACUUUGUUUGGUAAUAAGAAGGUGGUUACUAUCGAGGACAUUGUGAGGUGAAGGUGGAUAGUAGGAAGCCUUUAAAGGCACAGAUGCCUGGUUGGAAAAAACUGAGGCUUGCACUAAUAGUGAUUGUGGAAGGGAUUCUGAUCUGUGACAGCCAGCCUGUGAGAGCAUCAACGGAGGUGGUAGAAAUGGUGAGGCACUUGGACACGUUUUUUUCGUAUCCGUGGGGAAGAGAAUCCUUCACGGUUUGGGGCUAUCCGAAAUUCCCACUUACCACUAGCCAAGCAUAUCCAUUCACUGGAAAUUGCGAGUACUGUUUCGUCCAUCGAACAAUUGUCCACCGCUGUCCACCACCUGCAAAAAAAACAGCAUUUAUUGACGAAAUGAUGAACAAACAUAACAUUUAUUCCCCAAAACACCUGAAUUAAAUGCUGAAAAAGAUAGUGCUAAAAAUAAUUUAUUGUCUACAAAUUUUAUCAAAUCAUAAGACAUUGAUAAUCUUCGAGAUCUUACAGAAUUGGUGGACUAGGUACAAGAAUUUUUCUUCGAUAAUUUCCCAGAUACGAAAAUCGCAGUUAGUCUUCAAACGAAGGAGAGUUCAUUUGUUGAAAUUGUAGACAACUAUUAUCGAAGAUCUGUGUAAAUAUCAAAGUAAUCCAAACAAUCUA